UCUAAUAACAUUUUAUGUUUGAUUUUAAACUUGGGAGUGUUUACGAAGUUGAAAAAUGUUUUACCACUGCUAUAAUUAUUUUACUGAAACAAGUAAAAAAUGCAUAUAAUGAUAUAUAUUUGAAUAUUUUUUGUAAAAACAUAAGUAAUUCGUACUCAUAACCUUCUAUGGUAUUCAAACUAAAUGUCUUCAUACAAACUGCGUUAACAUAAGGCAAGUUUUUACGUGUUGUGAAUACGUGAAUACCUGAAGACAUUUAUAAAAAAAAACUCGACAAUGGAUUGGAAUUUUUGGAGUCUCAAACAACGGGAAUAGACAAACAUAGUUAAGUGUCACUCCUAUUGAAAGGGCCAGCCAAUUUGGUUUAUGAGACACCUUUAUUGUGCGUACCAAUUACGUCCCAACUCCUACCACUAUGCCAGGCGCCAGGCGGAUAGAAGUCGUAAACCAUUCAUUUUACUAGCUCGCGCUCACGAACCGGCCUUUUCGGAAGGUUAAUGAACGCUUAAGUAAAGUUCAUGCCUAAAAGUGACCAUUCUAGUAAAGGAAGCGAUAUGUAAAAUUGGCCGAUUAUUCAGUUAAAGACUUAUUCUGGUAGGUAUUCUGGUAGGUAUUUUAACUGAUUCAAAAUCGAAGAGGUAAAAAGAAUAACAAAGGUGAAAAAAAAGAAGAAAUUUAGUGUAGAUUGAACUAUUCUGGCCCAAAUAGACAGCUAUUAAUAUAUACAUGGCUGCCGAUAUCUACAGUCAUAAACUAUCAAAAUCCAAAUUCAAGAAUUGGAUCAAGGCUACAUUGGGUGUUCUAUUUACUAAAGAAGGUAUUGAGCCUUUUGUUUAUGAUGAAAUACAACAGUUCCAGCAAAAAUGUUUGAGCGACAUUUGCAACAACAAUGAACUUCCUUCUGAUACCACAUGUUCUAGUUGUUGUACAGAAAAUGUUUGUCCUACAGAUAGAAUUUGUAAUGUAGGACGUGGGAAGUGUAACUUCCAUAGAAAUACUGCCACGCAAUAUCUCCCAUCUGGAUGCCCUAAACAGAUAUGUCAUAAUUUUAAAAGCGAGAUUCAGCGUGCUCAUCGAUUUUACGGGCCAUCCUAUAAAAACACUGAUGCCACCCAGUGGUGCAGCAAUUCAUGGGAAGUUGCUAAAUGUUUCAUGCCGUCAGACGGUUACAAGGAUGUGAGGAGGGCAGCAGAGACUGAUUUCAAUGGUAUCAGCAGUGUUAUCAUCAACUUUAAAGCAUUUCAGUCGAAGAUUCACGAUGACCUAAGCAAGAAAAACAGUAUCUUUUACAAGGCUAAAGAGGUAGGCAAAGCUAUUCGACAUUCCUCAUAUUUAGGAAUUGAAGAUGUAGAUUUACAACAGUACUUCAGCACCUUACAAAAUCUACUGUCAGAUCCUGGAUAUUUGGCUUCUAACACAAUUUCACAUAAUGCCAAAAGGAAAUUAUCACAGCUUCAAAAUGAUACGUUGGACAUUGGUAUAGACGAUAUCCAGAAAGUGCUGGAUAAUGUUGUCAAGGCAGUUCAUGAUGAACUAAGGACUGAAAAAGAUGAGCACAAGAGGGAAGCUGAAAAACAAAAAUUAGAACUAAUCAAAAUCAUAAACAAAUCUGUUAGUGCCUUUGAAAGUCAGGAAAAAUUGUCAAUGUCUGAGCUAGAUAAAGUAAUACAGUCUGCAAUUGAUGAAAUAGAAGUGCAUACAAAGGAAUCGAUUAUGGAAGAUCACUCAACACAAAAGAAACACCACCAUGAAGCAGAGGAUUUAGACACCGUUCCUUCUGAUGUGGAUCUAGGUGAGAUUGCACGGGCAAUAGGACUUAACUGGGAUUUACUUGGACCUCAACUUGGACUUACUACAACGAUUAUUGACCAUAUAAAAAUGGACAAUGAUACUUCGCAAAAACGGAUAUAUCAAAUGUUAUACAACUGGCGGGAAGAUCAAGGACCAAAUAGCACUAAACGAACCCUUUUCACAGCUUUUAAAAAUCAACCGUCCACGGAUAUUGACUGGGAAAUACUUGGACAGUCUUUCCCUGAUGCUCGAAAAUACAAGCCAAAAGAAGAAAAAAGUACCGAUACAAAUCCAGCAGAAGAUGCAUAUAUUCAACAUAAAGAACAUGAAGAGGUUACAGAAUUGGCAGAUACUAAAGAGCUAGAUACAUUCAAAGCUUACAUAGACAAAGCUUGGGGAAAACUUGUAGAUUACAUGAUUCCAGAUCCUAUACUUGAUAGUUCAUUAUUUAAUUUUCGAGAAACAAGAGAUAUUAUGGAAGAAAAAAACACAUCAGAAAAGAACAGGGGUAUUUUGAAAACAAUCAGAUCUAAGGAUGCAGUUAGUUAUAAGAACCUAAAGUCAUGUCUGAUUAACACAAAACAGACGCUGUUGGUUAAGUUACUAGAAUGUAUUGAACAAGGUGAAGACACAAGCCUUUUGGAGAAACAACUUCAAGAUGAGGUGAUGAAAACAACGCAUAAAGAUAUUAAAGACCUGCAGGAGGAUUUGAUAGUUCUCUACAGGCAACAGUACGAUACCCUUCCCCUGUCACCGUUAAUGGAAGAAAAUGACACGCAUCUCCUUGAGUUCUACGUCAUGCCAGACAUAAAUUCGGUGGAAAUUCAGAGGUCGCGUGGAGGUUGCAAAGAAGACAGAUCAAAGGUUACGUCAUUGCAUGAUAUGUUCUACAAGGAAAACAAAUCGUGUCGUGAAAUUUACAUUACUGCAGAUGCUGGGUUCGGGAAAACAGCAUUAAGUAAACGGCUCGUUUUGACAUGGUGUCAAGCAAAAAAACGUUUUAGCCAUGAACAAGAAUACUUUGAGAAGCAAGAUAUUACCGCAAUGUCAGAAUUUGAAUUUGUGUUCUUGUUGUCAUUACGUGAUUGUUUCAGAGAAUGCGACAUUGAUGAGAUGAUCAUAAAACAAAUAAUCCCACGUCUUGCACACACGUCUGUCACUAUUAGCGACCUGGAAACCAUUCUUUCUGAGGAAAAAUGUCUGGUAAUUCUCGAUGGUUUAGACGAGUGGACACACCCAGAGCCUGUUUGUAAACAAGGAAAAAGUGACAUUCCACACAGGAAAGCUAGGAAAUGUACAGUUCUCACAACAACUAGACCGUGGAAGUUUGGCGUUAGUAAGAUACGUUCAAGUGAAAUAGAGCGAAAGUUGGAACUUGUCGGUCUUAGUAAAGCGUCUGCUAAAAGUUUAAAAAGGAGUGUGAUAUCACUGCUGUGCGGUAAAAAUGACAUAGAAAAACAUAUUCAAGACUUUGAUCUCGCUGUCAGUGAUAGAGGCAUUUCAGAUUUGGAAACUAUUCCGCUCUUACUGAUGUAUCUUCUGUGUUUAUGGUGUGAUGGAAUAGAUCUAGGAAAAUCUAAAAGUGAGGUAUACUGUCAAAUUGUUGAACUGCUCCUUAAAAGAACGUUUGAAAAAUAUCCGGGCAUACAACUUUCACACAAACAACCCCAGAGUGAUAUCCCACACUGCUUCAGUGAACAUGAACAUUGUUAUGAAUACAGCACUUAUUUGAAAGCUUUAGGACAAUUAGCAUAUGAAACGUUAUUCAGUGUGAAAAAAGAGAACACACUUGUUUUUGAUAAAUCAAUGGCUGAUAAGUACCUGUCACCAGACUAUUUGAAAUUUAGUCUUCGCGCGGGACUAUUAACACAAAGUACAGAAAAGAAAUUAACCAAACAAAGUUCUAAGGUUUCGUUUUCCCACAAAACGGUCCAGGAAUUUUUUUGUGCAUUGUACAUUUGCUGUCAAAAUGAACGUGAUAUCAAAAUAAUCGUUCUAAAGGAAUGCGAAAGUUUGCAAAAUAUUCUUGACAUGUCGACAGUGUUUGUUUUCAUCAGCGGAAUGGUGAAUGCAGAAAUCAUUUCUUCAAUAUCACGCGAGUUGAUGUCUGUGAUCAGCGAAGAUAAGAUAACGAGCGAAUACAGAUCUACGACUGACUGGUACUGUAAGCCUCUGAAAGACAUACAAGACAUGUAUUUGUCUUGUAUGAAAGAAAACCCUUACAAGGAUAUCAAACUUUCCUGCCAAGAUUUUUUCUUUAGUAAAGAUGGUAAAGAAGAAAAAUCCUUUUCACAUUUAACACUGCUCGCAGUACAUAAUAAAAACAACAUGGAGUCAAUACAUAUCGACACAUCUAGUGGUUCUAGUUUACAUGAAAUUAUUGAUUCAAGCACACUUAGUGAACUGUCCAGCAUCAAUAAAAUAUUCUUCUGGGGUAAAUAUGAAGAAGCGCAACUUCGUGUACUGUUGAACAGGACACCAAAAUGUGUUACUGUUAGAUCGUUUGAUGGGUUUUGGACCCGUGAAAUGUGUGAAACGUUACAAAAUAAUUCCUUUCUACAAGCAAUUGAUAUCUCACGUUUCAAGAUGAGUCAUGAUGUACUGACUGACUUUCUGAAUUAUAUUAUAAACAGCAAAACAUUGACGGAAAUUAGAUUGGGGUACUUAUCGUGUACCGAGCACGAGGAUUCCAGCACCGAGCACGGUCGUUCAUGUACUUUCAGUUUAGAUUUUUCCCAACAUUCAGAUCUAAGGACGUUAGUAUUGGGCUGGAUACCUGAAGUGUCACAAUUGAAAGUUAAUAGCCAUGUGAAACACGUUGUGUUGGGGAAAAUCAAUCUAGGUAAAAGGUCGCUGCCUCCUGAAAUGGUAAAUAUUGAAAGUGUUAAGUUGUUGGAGGUAAACAUGUCUGCUUCAACAUUCCGUGAUCUCGUGAAUGUAGUGGAGAAACUUCAACACAAAGUCUCAGUAAAAAUAGAAGAUUGUCAUAUAGAACCGGAAACAGAGUUUGCAGACACUAUACAAUAUACACUCUCAUCUCAGAAUUUCCGAGUCACGGAUGAGUGGUGGGGGAUUUCGUUUGAAACAAAAGUUGCUCAAUAAACUCGGACUGACAGUGUAAAUGUAUACUUACACUGUUCAUAAAAAAUAUGUCACACGUAGCCUAUGCACUACAUAAUGACAUAUAAGACAUAUAUUUGUGUAGUCCUAAAUAUAAGGUCUGGCAUAAAUCAUAUCACUUUAUAUGGUCAUUUAAAUUGAUAUUUUACAUAUUCAAUUUUCCAUGUAAAGUGAGGUCUUAACAGUUAAUUGAAAUAACGUAUGGCACAAAACAAUCGCUUCAGAUGCGAAUUUUUAUUUAAAAAAAAAUUUGUUAUGGCAGCAAUUAAAAGUAAAUUUUA
Molecule: messenger RNA, 5192 nt
Organism: Mercenaria mercenaria
Lineage: Eukaryota; Metazoa; Mollusca; Bivalvia; Venerida; Veneridae
Exons: 11
Coding region: 727-4893 (1388 amino acids)
Biological process (GO): signal transduction
Molecular function (GO): protein binding
Source: RefSeq, a predicted model, not a curated record